AUUUUCGCGGGAAGCAGGCGGCGAGUCGGACCCAGACGCAGCGGAGAGUGGACUGCAGUUGACUUGACCUGUCUCGAGUCCGGUAAUGAAUUUCCAUUUGCUUGUUUUUCUACGGGCGCAGCGCCAAGACAGGACUCGACACGACUCGCGCGUCUGUCAUGCCUGGGGUGCUGUCAUAACUUAGAAACACACAACUUAGAAACACAUAACUUAGAAACACACAACUUAGAAUCACAUAACUUAGAAUUUUCUAAGUUAUGACGGUUCUAAGUUAUGACGGUUCUAAGUUAUGACUUUCUACGUUAUGACGUUUCUAAGUUAUGUGGUUCUGCGUUGCGUGUUUCUAAGUUACGUGUUUCUUUAGUUAUGGCAGUUCUAAGCUGUGUGUUUUUAAGUUGUGAUAGUUCUAAGUUGUGACUUUCUACGUUAUGACGUUUCUAAGUUGUGUGGUUCUGCGUUGCGUGUUUCUAAGUUACGUGUUUCUAAGUUACGUGUUUCUUAAGAUAUGGCAGUUCUAAGCUGUGUGUUUUUAAGUUGUGAUAGUUCUAAGUUGUGACUUUCUACGUUAUGACGUUUCUAAGUUGUGUGGUUCUGCGUUGCGUGUUUCUAAGUUACGUGUUUCUUAAGAUAUGGCAGUUCUAAGCUGUGUGUUUUUAAGUUGUGAUAGUUCUAAGUUGUGACUUUCUACGUUAUGACGUUUCUAAGUUGUGUGGUUCUGCGUUGCGUGUUUCUAAGUUACGUGUUUCUAAGUUACGUGUUUCUAAGUUACGUGUUUCUUAAGAUAUGGCAGUUCUAAGCUGUGUGUUUUUAAGUUGUGAUAGUUCUAAGUUGUGACUUUCUACGUUAUGACGUUUCUAAGUUGUGUGGUUCUGCGUUGCGUGUUUCUAUGUUACGUGUUUCUAAGUUAUGACCGUUCUAAGUUGUGUGUUUCUAAGUUGUGAUAGUUCUAAGUUAUGACGUUUCUAAGUUGUGAGUUUCUAAGUUACAUGGAUUUUUCCAAGUUUUCUAAGUUAUAACAGUUCUAAGUUGUGACUUUCUAAGUUAUGUGGUGUUCCCGUCAUGCCUCAUACCUCAUCGCAGUUUGCCCCCCUACCUCUGAAUGAAGUGCGCCAUCUUGUUUCCUGUUCACUCAGCUCUGGUGGCUGUAGCGCAUAGCCACCGCAGUGCAGACAAGUCCGGUCCAGUCGGGGAUGGAGGGGUAUUCCUGCUACAGGAAAAAAGCAGAAGUGUGCUGGCGGCGCUGCUGGGGGCGGCGGCGGGCCUGUCGCAGCCGCGGGGGCGGUACGCGCCGCCGCCGGCAGCCAUCACCGAGGAGGACCCGCCGCUCCCUGCGCCGCCCCUGCCGCCGGUCAGCCCCCUGCUCGCGCUGCUGCUGUCGGCCCAGGCGGGGCCCGGUCACGUGACGCCCGCCGGCCCCGCGGCCUGCUCCCCGGCGCUGCUGCAGCAGCUGCUGCUGGCGCAGUGCGGCAGGUACCUGCCCUACGGCCUGGGCAGCUACGGCUUCUACGGCGGCGGGGCGGCAGGCCUGCCCUCGCGAGUGCUGGGUGGUGUUCUACGAUCGCUCUUGGCAGCAGACACAGGAGGCGUGUCGGUAGCGGAGGCCGAAUAAGUUGCGGUUCGCCAAGCUGAGCAUCGCUGUUGCGGUGGUCAGCGGCCCGUCAACUUCCAGCGCUGAUGAUAAGGUAGGCCACGCGAAGGUCGCCCUCGAUGCCUUGACCACCCAUUACGACCUUCUUCUCAUUCC
Messenger RNA from Bacillus rossius redtenbacheri, 1744 nucleotides. RefSeq lists its product as uncharacterized. The transcript is spliced from 5 exons. The coding region runs from base 1100 to 1609 and encodes 169 amino acids. The record is from RefSeq and is a predicted model, not a curated record. NCBI's taxonomy places the organism in Eukaryota, Metazoa, Arthropoda, Insecta, Phasmatodea, Bacillidae.